AUCCCAAGGAGAGGAAUGUUGGAGUGCUGUGUUCAUGUAGACAAGCUGUUUCUUAGUGGUUACAAGUCCUAGCAGUAUUGUACAAUGAUAUGCCCUUGGCUUCCUUGGACAGAAACCUUUUCUGGUAUGUUUCAGGGUGGGCAUGCUUAUGCUAGCUGCCUCGUGUACAGAAGAGCAGAGCUCGUGGUGUCUGCUUAGUAGAUGAAUGAGGCUGUUUGCUUUGCAAGGCAGCUUGCUAAUUUUGUAGUCUAGGUAAAUCAAGCACUGCCAAAUACUAAGUGCGGUGUUCUCCCUAUCCCAGGCAAAUCUCGAGCACAGUUACUUGUCAGGGGCCUAUUACUCCGCUGGAGGGUUUUCCUUUUUGCUGUUUGCUGGGACACGUGCCAUCUUUCUUAAUUCUUUCUUGCCCAACCUCUUCUGACUGCAGUUUCACUUUCUGUGGAGGCCACUCAGCCCUGCCAACAGCGAAACCUGCUGAGCCAAGCUACUUCUGCUCUUCGGUAGGUGGGGCUGAGGAAGUUGCCCCUGUGGCAACUCUCUGUAGCGCAAUAUAGCAGCGAGGCUGACGGUGCUGCCAAAACCAACGCUAUGCAAUGAGGGUUGCCUGCCCAGCUCUGAUCUAAGCAAAAUUGCAACACUCCAAAACUAGCUCUAACCAUGUUGUUGGUGCGGUUGUUCCUGUCAUCUGUUCUGUAGCUGCUUGGUCUCUGCUAACACAGCACUGGGAAACUUCAACAGCGUAGGCAAUACUGAGUGGUGCACAUCUUGACAAGGUCUCCUAGCAACCUUUUCUGUAGGGCUGAAUGACAGCAGGAGCGGCCGGGUAAAUCGAUGAGCUUGCCUUGGGAGCCUAUAAAUAGGCAAAAUCAGAACACACAAUGGGUCAGAAGGUCACAGGUGGGAUAAAGACUGUGGAUAUGAGGGACCCUGUAUACAGGCCAUUGAAACAGGAACUCCAAGGACUCGACUACAGCAAACCCACACGUCUGGACCUGCUACUGGACAUGCCUCCGGUAUCAUAUGAAGUCCAGUUAUUGCAUUCCUGGAACAACGAUGAUCGCUCGCUGAAUGUAUUUGUGAAAGAGGAUGACAAACUCAUAUUUCACCGGCAUCCGGUGGCUCAGAGUACAGAUGCCAUCAGAGGCAAAGUGGGAUAUACACGAGGACUGCAUGUGUGGCAGAUCACGUGGGCAAUGAGGCAGCGAGGCACGCAUGCUGUGGUCGGGGUGGCAACAGCAGAUGCCCCACUGCAUUCAGUAGGGUACACGACACUUGUAGGAAAUAACCAUGAAUCUUGGGGGUGGGACCUUGGGCGCAACAGACUAUACCAUGAUGGCAAGAACCAGCCAAGUAAAACAUAUCCUGCCUUUUUAGAACCAGAUGAAACUUUCAUUGUGCCGGACUCCUUCCUGGUGGUUCUGGACAUGGACGAUGGGACACUGAGCUUCAUUGUAGAUGGGCAAUACAUGGGUGUUGCGUUUCGGGGACUCAAAGGGAAAAAGCUAUAUCCAGUGGUAAGCGCAGUGUGGGGACACUGUGAAAUACGGAUGCGCUACUUGAAUGGACUUGACCCUGAACCACUGCCUUUGAUGGACUUGUGUCGGCGAGCUGUGAGGCUUGCUCUGGGCAAGGAAAGACUGAAUGAGAUCCCUACACUGCCACUGCCAGCCUCCCUCAAGAGUUACCUGCUCUACCAAUGAUCUUCAUGUUCAAGGAUAGAGAGUUGGAACCAAGGCAAAAUACCAGAGCUGACCCACUGAGCAAUGGGUUCUCCACCCUCGUGUCAUCGCUACUGUUGGAACUCCUUGGCGAAAGUAUUCCUGCCGCUGCUUAAGUCUCCAUGUGCCCUUAUUGGCAAGCUCUCAAGUAAUCCUUGUUCCACAACUGAGUGUUUCGUUCUUUGGAGGUCACUUCCCCAGCACGCUUACAAAAGGAACGUUCCAGAAGCUCUGGGCUUCCCUGCUUCUCCUGAGAAAAGGCUGUACUGCAUCCUUUGGGUUGUAGAGCCUAGGAGUGGAUGAUUUUUCUGUACCAGCUAAAGAGAAGAACACAAUUUGUGGGGAGGGAAGGCAUUAGGAGUGGGAAUCUUAAGACCAGGUCCUGAGAAUGGAAAGGCACAGGGUAGCCAGCAGAGUUGGGAAGAGUCUGGAAUACCAAGAAUUAAUUGCUGAGCUUUUAAAAACAAAAAACAAACAAACAAAAGACAAAAUAGAACCCCAAGCCCUGAAACACCAAAACCAAGAACCCUUCUACCAGGACACUUAUUAAUUUGGAGAAGGUGGUUAUGUUGCUGAUGUCUCUAUCUCUGCCAGGGCUUCUUACCAUGUUCUAAUGUUAUUUCAUAGAGUGAAUGCUGCGUUCUUGUUUGUCACCAUUGCUGUCUCAGUUCUCCUGCUCCAUUCUCUGUUCUGCCUCUUCUGAGUGGGUUUGACUCAGUUGAUUGAGCAGUCAUACUGUAUCUUCCCCUGCCCUCUUCUUCCUGACUUAAAACCCCAGGUUUUAGUCUGGGAUCAGGGGUUCCUUCCUGAUGUGGGGACAGGGAAGGGACGAACUUCUCCUGCAAUAGGGUGAGACGGGCUGUAUGAGCUGAGAUUUCUUACACAGCUUUAGGUCCUGCUCUCUUAGGUCUGCUUUCUGUGUAGCCUGUUCCAUAUUAAGGCUUUAGAGAAACAUACUAAUGUGUUUCUGUAAUAGCCCUGCCAGGGAAUUAUCUUCUUAGAUAAGCUGCUUAAAGUCAUCCAAACCAGGCUUUGUUCUGUCAUAGACCAUCAACAUAAUCUCCACUUAACUAUGCAGCAGAAAUAGUUCUCUGUUUCUUGCUUGGGGGUGGGAAGUUGUCCCAGAGAAGAUGGGUCCCAGUGUGUCACAGUGUGGCUGCAGAAGUACCAUCAGCUGAUGAGAAAUCCAGGAGGUGAUUGCUGCAGAAUGUAAUUUGUGAGACUUUAACAGAGGCCAGUGGGGUGAUCUUAAGGCACAGCAAGAAGAAACUGAACCUCUCCAGAGCUGGGGGUGGGGACAGGAGAGAACUGCAAUAAACAGGACAAGUGAUUCAGGCAAAAUCAGCACAACCCAAAUAGAUUCUCGCCUCAGUAGCCAAGUAAAGAGGAUGACACUCCUUUACUAGCAGGGGCUGCUCUCUUGACCUCUUCACAGGUUACUAUGCUGCCUUUCUGGGGUUAUUUUGCACAUUUCUUUUGUCUUGAAAAAUGUUUGUGUGGUUGGUUUUUGCUCUUGAGUUAUCCCUUCAGUUCUGUGUAGGUACAAAUGAGUUUAGUUGUUGAAAAUGUUAAUAUAUAUAUUUGUGGUGUAUGUAUAAGAACAUGUUUUAAACAGCUGCUGUAGGGUACCUUUUUUAAAAUAAACUACUUGCAUAGUAUAUUUUUUAAAGCACAGAAUUGGUGCCAAGACUGGGUGGGGUGUGAUGUGCCCCUUUUUUAAUCUAAUAUUAUAUGGGUUUUUUUUAAUGUAGGGAUUUGUACUAGCUUCUGUUAUGGGGUGGGACACAAGAAAAUUGAGUGUGUAUGGAGCCCUACUUGGUUGCCUUCAACUUGAACCAGUGUCUUCCAGAAGUCUGGGGAAGCAGCUGUGUUCUCCCUACUUCUAAUGCUCUUUGUGCUCCCUUGUUUCCAUCUCUUCUCACUUCACCAGUACGUUGCUUUGUACAGUUUUAAAUUCUGACUUUCUAUUUUAUGACUGUAGAUAAUACUCAGUAACCUAAUAAACUUUAUUAAGUAUUA
Messenger RNA from Harpia harpyja (harpy eagle), 3737 nucleotides. It is a transcript of the gene SPSB1, whose product is annotated as splA/ryanodine receptor domain and SOCS box containing 1. Gene Ontology annotation, cellular component: SCF ubiquitin ligase complex. Gene Ontology annotation, molecular function: protein binding. The transcript has 3 exons. The coding region runs from base 879 to 1700 and encodes 273 amino acids. Gene Ontology annotation, biological process: proteasome-mediated ubiquitin-dependent protein catabolic process; intracellular signal transduction. NCBI's taxonomy places the organism in Eukaryota, Metazoa, Chordata, Aves, Accipitriformes, Accipitridae. The record is from RefSeq and is a predicted model, not a curated record.